CGUUUAUUAAACACAGAAAACAAACCCCCCAAAAGUAAACAAACACUAACGUAACCGGAAAGAGCUGCUGUGCGGCAGCCCAAACAGUUCUUAAAGCGAUACUGCAAAAACAGUUCUUUAAAGUGGUAUUGCUUAAAGUUCGAUAUGCUCACAGACCAUUUAAAAGGAGAGACUUUAUAAGACGAUUCAAAUUCUCUUUCACGUCGCUUGGCUUCGAUCCCCGACGUCGAACUUUUCCCACGAAUAAUUUACGAAACGAGACGGCUUAAAGGCACUGACCUUUCCUUCCUCACUAUCUUCAAUCCUUUCUGGUUAAACCCCAGGGAUUAACGCGAAGAUAGUCAAUGAAAUCCUUCCAAAUAAGGAUCAAACAAAGGUCAAAACCCGUUUCACCGUAGAAAGCGAUUCUCCUCGAUCUUUAACUCCCGAACUUCGAUCUUCACUCUCCACUGUCUCGAACUACUAGCAGAAUCGUAAAGAACUUGCUGGCAAUGACCUUUUAAACUUCAGGCAUUACAUAAAACUUCAUACUUCAACUAAACUGCGUCAUCACUUAAAACACGCAGUGGCAUGAAGUCAACUUGGCAAAUCCAGCCACGAACUGUCCCUCCUCACAGGGUGGGGUCCAACCUGUAAAAAAAAACCUGUCACAUGAUCUCUACUGGCGGGAAAUGACGUCACUCCGCCAUCACAAGACCAUUACCUCAAGUCCAGUAAAGCGUCAAGCCCAGUCACGUGACAGGGGCACCACUGUCAUGUGUCACGAGUAUGUAACACUACGGAUCUGUGAUUAAGCAGAAGUAGGUUUUACAAGCAAGUUAUGUUCCCAUUUGACACUGUACAAAAGGAUUGGGAUAAAUCUGUACUGGAGAUAACAAAUGUUCUUGCAGCCAGGACUGCAGGAGCUGCGGGGGUCGGUUUAAACUCGGUCGUUGUGGGAUGGGAACCAGAGUGUUUGUCAGGUGAUAGGAGAGUUGAUAUAAAGGCAGAUGCAAAGUUCACAGAGACUGUGGAACGAUUGGAUGUGAACAGGGCAUCAUAUAGUCUGCUGGAAAUGUGUUUAAUUCAAUACUAUAAGUAUUAAGAAUAAAAGCAAUUUAGAACAGGAGGGAAACGGAUCCAACUUAGAAAAUUAGGACCAUCUCAGUUUAAACUGUGUGUCAGCAUUGUCGCAAUGGGCUGAAGGGUCAGUAUCUGUGCUCUGUUGCUCUGUGAUUCAAUCAAAAUGAUGCUCCAGGUAUCACAGGACGGACAUACAGACAUGGUGUGGGAGUUGAUGUUUGGUUCCUAAUUUGCAAAGUAAUCCUACUCUCUCUGUCUCGCUGUCUGCUUGUUCUGUGUAGCUCAGAGCAUCACCAGAAGGCGGCGCUGUCCUGCACCGGGAUCAGAGUGUAAACAAGAGGACGACAAUCAGCAACCUUCAGUCAGAAUCGGAAUGGCUACAGGUGGGAAAUUAAAUCGGGUACCGAAAGUACUCAAGAGGCUUUUACCAGGCAGCUCAUCGAGGGAAAAUGAUCGGGAUACGGGAAGCAAGGUUCCAAAGCAGGGUCAGAUUGAGAGCAAUGUCCCAAUGGAAUGCGGUCCGGCUGCAGAGGAGGAGAAGCAAAUUCAGCCCAGAGACAGUGACGUCAGAGACACAGAGCAGGACCCUGGAACCGGCACAAGUGAGGCGACAGCCUGUCAGCCCAGAGACAGUGACGUCAGAGACACUGAGCAGGACCCUGGAACCGGCACAAGUGAGGCGACUGCCUGUCAGCCCAGAGACAGUGACGUCAGAGACACUGAGCAGGACCCUGGAACCGGCACAAGUGAGGCGACUGCCUGUCAGCCCAGAGACAGUGACGUCAGAGACACUGAGCAGGACCCUGGAACCGGCACAAGUGAGGCGACUGCCUGUCAGCCCAGAGACAGUGACGUCAGAGACACUGAGCAGGACCCUGGAACCGGCACAAGUGAGGCGACUGCCUGUCAGCCCAGAGACAGUGACGUCAGAGACACUGAGCAGGACCCUGGAACCGGCACAAGUGAGGCAACUGCCUGUCAGCUCGGAAACUCAUUAAACACGGAAUUGUCGAGUGCCCAACAGGGAGUGGAGCCAGAGUUUACAAUCUCCGACCUCCUGGCAGAGGGGGGCGAGUAUCGACUGUACCAACUGACCAAGUUCUACAGGGACAGACUCAAAUAUGCAAUUGAAGAGAAAGUUGAACGACUCGGUUGGAUGUUGACAAAGGAUGGACAUUUCAGUCGAGAAGAAAAUGAGAAAGUUACUGAACUGACAGAGAAGGGAAACCGGACAGAGAGUUCCAGACUCUUCCUCAGUUUGGUGAAUGGCAAAGGCUCCCGGGCCCGGAGGGCGAUGUGGGAAUCCUUUGUGAUGUGGAGGACUGAGUUACCGAAGUUGGACAGGAUACUGAGGGAGAUACAGGAGCUCGGUCCUGACCCAGAGGAAUACAUGAACAUCGCACAAGGGUUGUCUGAGUUACCCACUGAACUGACAGAUGUUCAACAGAAACACAAGGAGACUCUGCGGGCACAAACUGAAACACUGAGAGUGAACACGAUCCUGAUGAGGGAGAAGGUGAAGGUUUUCCAGCUGAUUGAUCGAUACACAAAGCUCACGGUCAUUUCUACUCUUCGAGAUCGGAGACUGGUGGAACACGAGCUGCUGGCAAGAGGCAGAGACCACGAGGAUUAUAGAGAGAAACAUCUCCGUGGAGCGUUAGAAAAAAUAGAGACUGCUCAGUUAUUCCACAGCAGUUUUUCCCGGAGAAAAUCCAAAUCUGGCAGUUCUGCAGCAGUAGCCGGAGUGCCAGGAAUCGGGAAAACAACAAUGGUACAGAAGAUUGUUCAUGACUGGGCCGCGGGGAAUAUAUUCCAACAAUUCCAGUUUGUCUUCAGUUUCAAAUUCCGGGAUUUAAACUCUAUUAACUGCAGAAUAAACCUGAGGGAACUGAUUCUGGAUCAGUAUCCUUACUUUGGGAAUAUCCUGAGAGAGGUCUGGAAGAACCCAGAGGCAUUGCUGUUUAUAUUCGAUGGUUUGGAUGAAUUCAAGCACACAAUCGAUUUUGCGGACAGUCGGAGAGAUACAGAACCCAAGCACCAGUGCCCAGAUCCCGAGUGGUGGUGUGAAGUGUCGGACAUUGUGUACAGUUUAAUCCAGGGCAAGCUGCUCCCAGGGUGUUCAGUGCUGGUGACCACCCGCCCCACUGCGUUACAUUUAUUGGAAAAGGCAGAGAUCAGUGUCCGGGCUGAAAUCCUGGGAUUUGUUGGUGAGGAACGGAAGGAAUAUUUCAUCAAGCAUUUCGAAGAUCAGAUGGUGGCAGCAGCUCUUUUCAAACACGUGCAGGAGAAUGAGAUCCUGUACACCAUGAGCUACAACCCCUCCUACUGCUGGAUCCUCGCUCUGACACUGGGCCCCUUCUUCACACAAAGAGUCAGGGACCCGCAGAGAGUUCCCAAGACCAUCACCCAACUGUACUCCUACUAUAUUUACAAUAUCCUAAAAAAUCACGGCCGUGAGAUUGAGAGACCCCGUGAUGUGUUACUUCAGGUUGGUCAGAUGGCCUACAGAGGAGUGUCCGAGAAGAAGAUUGUGUUUGCAGACGGAGAUUUGAUCAAGUUCAAUCUGCAGCCUUCUCAGUUCCUGUCCGGGUUCCUGAUGGAGCUUUUGGAGAGAGAGGAUUCUGCCCACAGCGUGGUGUACACAUUCCCACACCUCACCAUCCAAGAGUUUGUAGCUGCAGUCGCACAAUUCCUGACUGUACAUCCCGAGGAUAUCCUGAAAUUCCUCAAUGAAGCCCACAAGACAAAAGAUGGGCGAUUUGAGGUAUUUCUCCGAUUUGUUGCUGGUCUCUCCAACCCAAUGACAGCUCGGGGCUUGGAGGAGUUUCUGGGUCCAUUUCCUCAUCAAACAACCUGCCGGGUGAUUGACUGGUUGAAGAACAAGGUUAAAGACCAGAGUAGAAACACUGGUGAAAUUGGGAGAAGGAGACUCCUGAACACAUUGCACUACCUGUUUGAGUCUCAGAAUCGUGGACUGGCUCAGGCCACACUGGGAUCUCUGAAAACACUUUCAUUCAGUGGAAUGACACUGACCCCGGUUGACUGCGCGGUCCUGUCUCAUGCCAUCGGACUCUGUGAUACUAUAAAAGAACUCGACCUGCAGGGCUGCCACAUUCAGUGUGAAGGAAUCCAGCGGCUGGGACCCGGGCUGAACAAGUGCCAGGAGUUGAGACUCGGGGAGAAUGACCUGGGAGAUUCAGGAGUGAAACUGGUGUUGUCGGCUCUGAGGAACCCGGAGUGUAAAAUACAGAAACUGCGGCUGAACCAAGUCGGUCUCACAGAUUCUGGGGCCGAGGAUCUCGCCUCCGCUCUCAGUACAAACUCAUCACUGACGGAGCUGGACCUGAGUGGUAAUAAACUGGGGGAUUCAGGAGUGAAACUGGUGUCUGCGGCUCUGAGGAACCCGGAGUAUAAAAUACAGAAACUGUGGCUGGGGGAUGUCGGUCUCACAGAUUCUGGGGCCGAGGAUCUCGUCUCCGCUCUCAGUACAAACCCAUCACUGACGGAGCUGAACCUGGGAUACAACUCUCUGACAGACCGAUCUGUCCCCGCUCUCCGCCGCCUCAUACUGACCCUCCCGAGUCUGGAGUGGAUCUGGUGAGUGUUUGUGUUAAUGUUCAAUGUGAUAAAAUGUCAGCGGAUCCGCGGGUUUUCUGGUGAUAUUUGUCUGUGAGUGUUGUUGAAACAUUAACCCCGGUCCCCUGUUACUGACACUGUUGUGUAAUCUGUUUAUUCCAUCUUC
This is a messenger RNA of Hypanus sabinus (Atlantic stingray), 4804 nucleotides long. RefSeq names its product NACHT, LRR and PYD domains-containing protein 3-like. Lineage: Eukaryota; Metazoa; Chordata; Chondrichthyes; Myliobatiformes; Dasyatidae. Bases 1436 to 4663 code for a protein of 1075 amino acids. Gene Ontology annotation, molecular function: protein binding. The record is from RefSeq and is a predicted model, not a curated record. Gene Ontology annotation, cellular component: cytoplasm. The transcript is spliced from 9 exons.